AUGUUUUUACCCAAGGGCUUUGGGGCCCACCGCUCAGGAUUGAAGGUGCUCUUUGAGGAAGGAUGCAUUUUGACCGAUGCCGCAGAGGGCACGUUUGCACAUCACGUUCUGAAGUUCCUGCGCAAAACCAAAAUCAUGUAUUUCCAGGAAACUGCCCUGAUCUUGGAAGGGCAAAGUGGUGGAAACAAGACGCAGCUUCUCUUCCAGCCUUUACAGCGGAUCCGCCUUCUGGUUUCGUCCAUGAAGCAGAUGGCCCAGUGCUUGCGGCCAGCUGGCUCUUGGGAGCGACGUUUUGUGGCAUACAGGUUGCCUCCUCCAGUGGACAGCCAGGUGGAAUUGAAAGCCAUUUGGGCACAUGCCGGGUGGAACCCUGAUGAUACCUGGGCUGAAUGGACUCGGUUGCUGCCGGUAGCUUUGGUGAAGCAUCAGCAUGGUUUGUCAGUGCAGCAAAGCUGGGCUCAGGCCUCAGCGGAUUUUCCUGAGUGGAAGCUGGCCCGGCAAGCUGUUACCCUUCUGUUGGCAUUCUCAGCAUCCAGUGCCAUCACUGAGCGAACGCUCAAGGAGCUUUCCCGCCAAGAGACAGCCCAAAGAGCUCGGAUGCUUAACAGCACCGAAGAAGAUAUUUUGUUGGCCUGGCAGGCCCCAAAGGAGGAGCAGGUGGCUCAUAGAACCACCGAUUCUUUUGGAAACAAAAGCUUGCGUCCAAAGAACAAGUACUUGCCUCUUCUUUUGAAGGACUACAUUCUCAAGUUUGGGAACCGCAAAUGCCAGCGAGCGCCUAAGCAAAGACGCGAUGCUGGUUUGAAGAAGGACCCAGCAUUGUUGCAACAGCAACGUGAAGCCCGGGGAGGGGCAGAAAUUUUGCGGUCAAGAGAAGCCUGUGUGAGUGCACUUGAAUCCAUGCCAGAAGCGGACCGGAUAGCUUUGCUUGAGAAUUCAGUGGCUGGUGGGCCGGUGCCUGCUUUGAAGACAAAAGACAUGGAGGCUUUGCAGACACCUGCCUUUGACAAAGUCAUUGCUGCAGGCGAGGAUGCCAAGAAGCGGAGGCUGAGCGCUUCUAGCCAAGCAGGCACCGCAGAGCCGCCUGCGAAAAGAAGCAAGGGCUGGCAACCACGGUGGUCUUCCCAAAGAGGUUCAGUGCGUGCAGACCCUUCGAACAUUCCAGGCGGGCUCGCCUUCAUCAAGGCCACUGGAGAUAUUGAGCGAGCAGCGGGCAUUUUGGAGAAAGUUGGUUUCAAGCCUGAACCGUUCAGCGUUGCUUCUUUGUCUUACGAGGCAUUUGUGGAAGCUGCGUCGGCCUUGACCUCUCGGCGUGCUUGUGGCCACGUCAUUGUGGUGGAUAACUUGGCCCAGGCAGCUUCAGUGACUGCGUUGCGUGCAUUGGCUCAACUCCUCGGCUGCUUCAUGUGUGAGCUGUCAGCAGUUUUAGCUGUUCCAGACGCAGGUCCAGCAGGGCUCCAAUAUGCCACUGCCUACAAUGCCCGUCCAAGGCAUGUGGCCAUCAGCAAAAGCUUUGCUGCAGCAGUACCUGAUCUUGGUAUUGUCCUUGCUUUGGUCUCCAAGUUACCAGGGUCAAAGCUUCGGGUUGCCUCUGACCCAAAUGAUCUCCACCGAGAAUACCAGGAUUACAAGACCAAACGUGGUUCUGGCAGUAGGCCGUGGUUGUCUUUGCGAGUUGGAGUCACUACUGAUGAGUUGAACGCCCUGGCAUCAAAAAGAAAAAAGUAUCCGAAUCUUUAUUGUGGCAAGAGCGAUUUUAUCAAUUUCUUGUCGGGCGGCGUUGUGUCAGAUGCCGUUUGCCCCGGCAAGUGGUAG
Cladocopium goreaui is the source of this 1815-nucleotide messenger RNA. Lineage: Eukaryota; Dinophyceae; Suessiales; Symbiodiniaceae. The record is from the annotation of a GenBank genome assembly.